This is a messenger RNA of Nasonia vitripennis (jewel wasp), 1509 nucleotides long. Its product is annotated as cyclin-J. Gene Ontology annotation, biological process: reciprocal meiotic recombination. Lineage: Eukaryota; Metazoa; Arthropoda; Insecta; Hymenoptera; Pteromalidae. Gene Ontology annotation, cellular component: site of double-strand break. The transcript is spliced from 4 exons. Bases 104 to 1033 code for a protein of 309 amino acids. The record is from RefSeq and is a predicted model, not a curated record.
UAUAUAGGUAUGUACACGAGUAGUGUGCGUUGUGCGGAGGGAAGAGUCGUUAAUCGCCGCAAGUACUUGUCAACGAUUCUUUAGGAUUAAACAAUAUAUCAGCAUGGCAAGGGAUCUGGAAUACUCCUAUAUAGGUCCCUACUUGCGAGAUUGGCUCGAGUACGUUCGCGAGAAGAACGACGCUGAUCAACAAAUGAUUGCUGAUGGCAAUAAAUUUCGCGUCCCGUUUGUAGGAGUACAAACGGAGAUGAUACAGAUGAUAUUCUUGCUAAGUAGCCGCUACGACCUCGAGCCUCAAGCCAAGUACAUGGCGGUCCAUCUCCUCGACCAAUACAUGGGUCGCCUCUUCUGGAAGAUAGUCUCCAACUCGCCGAAGCUCAACGACAAGGCGGCGGAGAAGCAGCUUCGCGACAAGAUGUCAAGCCAGGUCAGGUUGCUGAUGGUCAUCUGCCUGCAGAUCGCCAGCAAGGUGGACCUCUACAAAACCGGCCUCGACGUUGAGCAGGUCCAAAAUAUAUUAAAGUGGGUGGAUUCAAAGAAAGAGUACAACAAAUCGAGCAUCUGCAGCUGCGAGAAGCGAAUCCUCGAGACGUUGGAUUGGCGGCUACCGAUUUGUUUACCGAUAGACGCUGUAGAACUGUUCCUGGUCUACGCCGACUUGGCCUCGAAGCCGAAAGUUCGUGACAGCUGUCUUCGACUGCUGGAUGUCGCUUAUCUUCGUCACGCGGAGCUGUUUGAACAAAUGCACCUCUUGGCUACGGGCCGACCCUACGACAAGAGCCUCCGCGUAUGCAGAAAUUUUCUUGAACUCGAAACGAACUCUGCCUUCCUCGGAGCCGCCAUCGUCAUCUGCUCCAACUUCUUCUUUUGUCUCAAGAGAAGUAUCGUCGAUUCUCUGGCGGCUAGAUUGGCGAAUCUGAUCGAGAUGAGUGCGGUGGACGUUUCUAUCAUGGCUAAUGUACUAUUCUCGUUCGUUGUCGAUGAGGAUGAUUUGAAAAAUCUGCAGUCGACGAGCUACAACGAAGUCAACUAACGAUCACCGAUGCCGAUGAGUUUGCAGUGCAGUUGUUUUAUUGUUAUUGAUAUGCACUGUCAGCUCAUUUUCUGAGAUAAAUUUUAAUCAUAUUAUAUCAGGUUUUGUAUUUAACAAGUUCUCUUUUGAGUACACGAGAUUGAUUUAGUCUUGGAUCAAAUUGAAAUAAAUAUGAUUACUUUAUUUUGCAAAUUUUUUGAAAUAAUCAAGUUCAGAGAAAUUUACUUUUUUUUUGUUCGUUAUACUGUACUUUAAUUAUUUUCAUAAUAUCUUGUUAAAUACAAAAACCAAUUGUUGCAAAUAUUGAAAUGUUUGAACGGAUGAUAACAUGAUUGUACGUUAUUCGUUAUCAUUGCUAAUUAGUUUUGUUAUUAUCAAGAUGAUAAUUAUAAGCUUAGUUAUUUUAAUACAACGUUUGUAAUAAGUUAGCCUAAUGAAAUGGCAGCAUUAAAAAACUAGAAUAUACUACUAUACUA